This is a messenger RNA of Schistosoma haematobium, 8465 nucleotides long. RefSeq names its product Phosphoglucomutase-2 (gene PGM2). NCBI's taxonomy places the organism in Eukaryota, Metazoa, Platyhelminthes, Trematoda, Strigeidida, Schistosomatidae. Gene Ontology annotation, molecular function: phosphopentomutase activity; magnesium ion binding. The coding region runs from base 2988 to 4688 and encodes 566 amino acids. The transcript has 13 exons. The record is from RefSeq and is a predicted model, not a curated record. Gene Ontology annotation, biological process: purine ribonucleoside salvage; carbohydrate metabolic process.
UUUCAAGGCCAACUCUCUAUUUCCGCGCAUUCAAGAAGUGACGCUUCUUGGGUCUUUCAUUUUAUCGCGCAGUGUGGGUGUAGAUUUCUACUGAUCAUUUGGUACUCCUUAAUCAAAGUGCGCAUUUGGUUUUAAAGUCGUAUUGUUGUUUUGCUUUUUAAUUCGCGCCAUUUUUCAGGACACUGAUGAUUUCAUAAAAUUCACGCAGUGAUCACUGCUUUGAAAAUACUGGUUUGUACAUAAGGUGACCAUGUGAUCUUCUGCUUCCAUAUUUUGCAACAACCACAAAGUUCUGGUGCACUUGUUACCAUUUAUUUAUGUGCUUGGAUAAGCCUAAACAGCUUUUCUGUAACUUCGAACCACGGCCUAAAUAUUUAUUACAGUCACCACAAAAAUAGGGAAGCCGAUUUUAAGAUUUUAUUAUGAAUAGAGUCUUUGUUUUGUUUGAACACCUUUGGCUUUUUUUACAGCGGUUUCAGUGGUUCUCGUCCGGAUAUAUAAGCCUAUAUAAUUGUAGAAAUAUUUUGCGUCCGAGUAAGUCUGAGAUUUUGGUUACUCCUUCGGGGUUUUUAACUUCAGUCGUAUUAGAUCGUACGUAUAUGUCUUGAGAGAAUUUUCAGAAUUAUCCCUUAUCUAAGUGCCUCACGUUUAGUUCUACUUUAACAAUUCCUUGUGAAGUUUGACCUGUCAUUGAUCUGUAACUAACCAAUAUGAAAACAGAUUUAUGUAAUAGUAAUAGGUUUUAAAUACGAACUUCAGUUGGGAUUGACUUUGAAGUGCAUUCCAAUAUCUAGAGCUGAGUAUAUCACUCCUGGUCAUAUCCAGUGUUCUCGAUCAGUGUUUGCUACUCUUUUAGAGCUUGAGCAAAAAGGAAUACUUUGAAGAAUUUUAUGGGUAAAUAUUCCGAGGUAAUAUACGAAUGCUAAUGUGCAAAACCGAAGUAAUUUCAGAUUUUUUGUUGGUGUAUUCCUAGGUUAUAUAAAGGCUCCACAUCAAAUAAAGUGAAAAUGCUCAACCGUCAUCCGAGUUUUAGUCAUUUUGUUGCAUAAAAAUCCUUUCAUUUAAAUUUAAGGCGUAUGUCUGUCGUGUGUGCUUUAUGGGCAGAAUAAAGAUCACUACACAUCGGAUAUCGUACGUGGUAAAUCCUUUGAAUCUCUGGUAGAGUGAUGUACAUUUCGAAAGUAAACACUACUUGAAGUGAUGAUAGUUUUACCGUAGAGAACCUGUAUGAAAUUUUUGCUAUCCUUAAUUACUUAUUAGUAUACUUCAAAUGCUACUAGUUAUUUAGCCUUUUGAAUCGGAAAACUUCUUAACGUUUUGGCGAACACCGUGACGUUUUAAUCUGUUUUGUACAUAUGAUAAUUCAAAAUCCAUCUCCGGUUAUUCAAUGAUAACGCAUUUGAUUCGGACACGAUCUACCCAUACCUAAUAUUUAUUUAAACUUCCCCUAUAUUGUUUUGUGAGCCUUUCCUUUUUCUUAAAAUCCUCGUAAGCUUUUCAAUUUUAUUAUAAUCUCGUGGGUUUUUAUGGAAUAGGGUGUGCUAGUCUUCUACCGAAUUUAUUCACUUUCCAUAUCGUUUCUCGUCUUGAACUGUGUACAUGGCACCAUAAUUCAAAAGGACGUUUCAGUACACAAAAGUUCAUAGACAUCGAUUUAUCCUGUAUAUGCACCAACUCUAUAUGUUAUAUUUUAAGCUGUAAAAGUUUUCGUACCCAUUAUUUUGUGGUCUUUAUAUUUUAUUUGUAAUUCAAUAUAUUUUUUUAUGAAACAUUUUGGUUUGUGGGUUUUAAAGCUGAUAUUCUUUUUUCCUAUUAACGUUUGAAAAUGGUUAUCUCCUGUUAAAUGAGAUUUAUAUACAAUCUCUUUGUUUAUCCUGAUAUUUGUUGUUUUCCACCAUCCCACAAGUGGUUGUUUUACAAUUAAUUGGAGCUUUCAUGAGUUCAGUGGCUAUACAGAAAUGACUUUCUGCCUUUUAAUUUUCCGCUUAACCUAGGGUUAUGUAUCAGUAGUGAUGUGAUUUCGAACAUGUUAUUUUCUCUUGUCCGUCUCUGCGUCGUGUGGUAUCUUGACUAACUUUUGAAUAGUUAACUGAACAAACAUUACUUGUGUAGUUUUACUGUCAUAUCGCAAAUUGUUUCAUCCUUUUUUCACCAAAUUGAGGUUUCUCAUCGUUUUGCUCUGGGUUUUGUGUUCUCUUUGAUUAAUGUAGUUGGAUGUACCUCCUAGCCUCCCACCUAAAAGUUAAAUACUUGUAUAUCGGACUUAUUUGUCCGUAUCUUAGAAUUCAACGUAAUUAGUUGUUAGAUGAUCCUUAUUUCAUUUCUCGAUUAAUUGUUUACAUGACAGAUAAUCUGUAGUCUUGUUAUCUCAAGUGACUUCUUUAUUUUAAGCGAUAGGUUUAUUUUUCUAGCAAUGUACAAUUAAAUAGUUCUGUUUCUGAUAUUCAUUCGUUUAACUUUUGACCCUUGAUUUCAUGUAGAUUUACAUAUCUACUCACUUUACUCAACUAUCAGUUAACUAUCAUUCAUAUUGGUGUUGAAUGGGAUAAAUAGGUGUUUCUUGUCUUUUUUAAGUAACGUGCUUUUGUUUCUGUCUUUCAUUCAAAAGUCAGCCAUAAGAGAUGUGCUGUCUAUAUUACUAUGAAAACUAGGAUAGUAGAAGAAAAUGGAAGCAAAAUGUAGAAGUAUCAGUCAGAAGACAAAAGAUGAUUCUAUUACCUUUAUAGUAAAUAAAUAUCUUUUCCUUGGAAGUAAUCCUGUCUACUCAGUACACUAAAAUACGCCAAUGAAACUCAACACUUUGUUAAAGGGUUAAACUAAGUCUGUUGGAUAGUUUGUAACUAAAUAUUGUCAGCUUACUAGAGACUAUUAGUUAGUGUCAAUAAUACUGGAUUUUUACAUGUUUCACCUUUGUAAUCUAUUUCUACUUGGAUUAUUGUAGUACCUGAAAACCCUAUGGGUGCUGAUUUUUUUUUCAGGCUUCCUACAUGGAUAAAAAACUGGCUGAAUCUAUUGAAGAAUGGAUGAAGCAUGACAAGAAUGAAAACACUCGCUCACAAAUCAAGUUACUGAAAGAUAAAGAAGCGUGGGAUGAGUUACGAAAGUUAUUGCUAGAAAGAAUGGCAUUUGGGACUGCUGGAUUACGAGCAAGAAUGGGACCAGGAUAUUCUCAGAUGAAUGACCUAACAAUUAUACAAACAACUCAGGGUUUACUUAAGUAUUCGCUAAAAACAUUCUCAGGUCUCAAGUCAGAUGGAAUUAUAGUUGGUUAUGAUGCUCGACAUAAUAGCAAAAAAUGGGCGCUUAUUGUCGCUAAUAUAUUUAUUAAUGCGGGCUGUAAAGUGUACUUGUUCAAAGAUACAUUCCCAACUCCUAUGGUCGCAUUUGGUGUUAGGCUUUUCAAAACAGCCUUGGGUGUUAUGAUUACUGCAUCACACAAUCCGAAAGAUGACAAUGGUUACAAAGUUUACUGGUCGAAUGGAUGUCAGAUAAUCAGUCCCCAUGACAGUGGUAUAUCAAGUUGCAUCCUUGAAAGCUUGGUACCUUUGGAAACUUCAUGGAACAUAGAUAAUAUUGAGGCGAAUCCUCUCUGCUUAGAUCCAAUGCCUAGGCUUUUGAAAACUUACUGUCGACUACAGAAGAGUAGACUUUGUUUUACAGAAUCUGAAAAUAUAAAAUGCAAAACCCCUUUUGUGUAUACGCCUAUGCAUGGUGUAGGUUGGGAAGCAGUUAAAGCACUAGUUUCGUGUUUUGGGUUUCCUCCACUUGAACCAGUUCCUGAACAGAUAAUGCCUGAUCCAGACUUUCCAACCGUUGACUAUCCAAAUCCAGAAGAAGGUCGUUCUGCACUCAAUUUAGGUAUUAAACAUGCGGAAUCUAUUAAAAGUACCAUCAUUUUUGCCAAUGAUCCAGACGCUGAUAGACUAGCAGUUGCUGAAAAACAAACAUCUGGUCAAUGGAAAAUUUUCAGUGGCAAUGAACUUGGAGCUUUAUUUGGUUGGUGGUUAUCUUUGCAGUGGAAAAUACACAAUCCUCAAGUAAAACCUUCCAGUGUUGCUGUAUUAUCUAGUACUGUGUCUUCUAAAAUAUUAAAAACUAUUGCCGAACAAGAAGGGUUUCGAUUUGAGGAAACUUUAACUGGUUUCAAAUGGUUGGGUAAUCGAUCCUGUGAGCUUGAGUCGCAAAAUAUUAAAACAAUUUUCGCUUUCGAAGAAGCUAUAGGUUUUAUGUGCGGUGAUGUUGUCUGGGAUAAAGACGGUGUUGGGGCUUUAGCAGUUAUGGCUGAACUCACUUCUUAUGUUUAUCAUAAAGGAAAACUAUUAUCUGAUCAAUUAAUAGAGAUUUAUAACAUUUAUGGUCAACAUAUUUCCAAUAAUGGUUAUUACUUUUGUCAUGAACCGGAGAAAAUUGUUAAAAUGUUCAGUCGCAUACGUAAUUGGCCUAAUGAACCUGGUCCUAAAGGCUAUCCUCAAAAACUUGGUCGAUUUCAAAUAACUGGUAUACGGGAUUUAACAGUUGGUUAUGAUGAUCAUUAUCCAGACUUAAAACCGGUAUUACCUGUUAGUAAGUCAAGUCAGUUGAUUACUUUCGAUUUCUCAAAUGGUGUGACACUAACGCUUCGUACAAGUGGAACUGAACCAAAAAUUAAAUAUUAUUCUGAAUUGAGGUCGAAACCUGGAAGCGAGUAAGUGAUUUCAUUUUUCUAACAUUAUCGUUUCUUAGUAUAAAAUCCCUCAGUAAUCCAUACUUCCAGCAUAUUUUGAUAUCAUGUUUAUUAUUUUUAAGACUCGUGGAGAACAUCUUAAUGAUUUGCAAUACAGUAGUAAUAACACCUUCAAUAGUAGUCAACUUGAUCAUUGAAUUGUUUCGUUGUACGUGUCACAACUUUCUAUUAGAUUCUAACUUGUAACGACUAACUGACACUACGUCUACCAUGGGACUUAGUUAUCUUAAAUAUAGUUUCAGAAUUGAUUUUGAGUAGUCUUUGAUGUUGGUUUUUGCACUACUCCUCAACAGAUACCCAGUUUUUCAUGUUUUUAGACAAUUUUUAAUUUAUGCAUCAUCUUAUGGAAAAUAUUUUCGAAUCAGUCAGUGUUUUCAAAGUAAUGUGCCACAUUGUUUGUUUCUUUUUGUUAUAUGUAUCUACUUUUUUAUAUACUUAUUGUUAUUAGGAUGAUGUAAUUAUGUCAUCUAUUUUACAGUAAUACACUGUAACACGGUAAAAGUAGGGAAAAUAACGAAACUAACAGGAAAGAAAAUAAUAACAAUAGAAAACAAUUUAUGACAGAAAAUAAAACAUUUUUGAAAAGCUUAUUCGUUUGAUGAGAAUGGAUGUGUUAUUACGAUUGAUCCUUAGUCAUUUCGUUUUUUAAAGGCACUCCUCGUCCCCCUAACUAAAUAUUAUUGGUUGAUGUCUGAAAGAUCCAUGAUAAAUGGACUUUUUCAGUUUUCGACCUGAUUUCACUCAGCUUUCAUAAAAAUCACUUGAACAUUGCAAUGUUUUGUUCUAAUCACUGUGAUACUGUCAUUGUAAUUCCUAUAGCUAAACCAACAAGUAUAGAGAUUUAGGAAAUGAAAAUCAUCACUUUUGUUGAAAAAUAAUGUACUUAAACUUUUUUCUGAUAGAUAUAUUUCAACUGUUCAACAAACUUGCCAUGAUCCCUUUCAAUAAAAAAUAUGCUGUUUUUAUUGACUCUUGAGUAUACUAAAAUCAAAUAACAGGAGAUAAUUACCUGUGACAUAGAAGAUGGUUCUCGAUAAUUUUUUAUGUCACAAAGUGGAAGUCCAAUUUUUUUUACAUUUAGAAUUUUAGUUAGUCUAUAGGAAUGGUGUUUUUCUCAUCCAAGAUUAUGCAGUGAAUUCAUCAAAUCUGGAAAUAUUUCUCCCUAUGGAUUUAGACUAGCCGAGAAUGAAUUAAAAGCAAGGUGUAUCACUUCAGUAAAUACUUAUCAUAUGGCUCGUGACGAAUAUUCUGAAAUUGUAGUGUAAAAUAGUAGUAGUAGUAGUUUACUUAUUGACUACUCUAUUGGAUGAGGAUCAUAUCCUAUUGCAAAUUAAUGAAGAUUAGAAAUAUAGGUCACUGGAUUCUACUUCAAAUAUGAUACUUAGAUCGACACUUCAAUAUCCUAUAUUCAUUCUCAAGUGAGCUCCCAGAUGUGUACUGAUGUGGAGUAGUUACAGAUUAGAACGAAAUAACUAUCGAGUACAUUCUAGUUUUCAAUGAUCCUUUAAUUUAUAUUAAUUUGUAGUACAAAUUACCUUCAUUUUGUAGAAAAGUUUUAUGAAACCACUUUAGUAAAUGAUAUUUGUUUAUUUAUGAGGAAAUAAUGUUAAUGUGUAACUCUUCUCCAAGAUUAUUAGUAUCUUCAUAUGAAGAUAUUUCUCUUUUUUUUCUUUAACACACUCCUACUUCUCGACUUGUUGAUAUAAGCUGUGAAAACUUAUACCAAUUUACAUUCAUCAAAGAUAUCUGAAUAAUUGACUAUUUUACGUUUAUUAAUCAGUUAAGUUCAUAUCAUUCUAUUUGUUUCAUACAUUCAACUGCAAAGUUUUAUUCAAAGAUAUGAAGUAAUCUAAUGAAUUUUUUAUUAUUCACAUGUGAAAUUUAAUUUAAUUAACUAAAUAGUUUGAUUAAAAGAAAAUUGUUUAUUACUAAUUAUAUACGUGACCAUUUAUUGUUUAGGUUAAAAUCUAUUGUGUUAUAUAUUAGUUUAGAUGAACCCUUUCUAUUCUUACAUAAAUGAUUAUUUCUAAUUUAUCUAUUUAAUGUAAUUCAUGUAUUAACACAGAUUAUAGAUGAAACGUUAAUUAUAAUUCACAACAACAACAACAACAACAAAUAUCAUACACAUCAAGAAAUAUUAAUGUUAAGAAUUCUAUCUCACUAUAUUCAAUUCAUGUAAAUUUAUCUAACUGUAAAACUAAUUAAUUUGACUUGAAUUUCUUAGCAAUAACCAAAUAUUUUUUUAAAAUUCAAUGUUAAGAAAAAUAAGCGGUAAGACUAUAAUUUAUGGACAAUCUUUGAGCGACGCUAGACUGACUUUGAAACCGUUCAUCUAAUAACUAGGACCAAAUAAGGGUUAUAAAUCUGCAUGAGGAAUUUGAAUUUUGAUUUACAGUUGAUGGUUAAGGUUAGUAAUUAUAUUUAGAGGUUUUCAUCACAAACUGACAUCAGCUAUAAUGUCAAAUUGGUAUUUAACCAAAUGGGUGGGUUAACUCUGUGUUGAAUGAUUGAUGUAAUAAAAAUUCAAAUGAGAAAUAAGUUAGAUGAAUUUAUUUUAGACAUUCGUUUACUCAGACAGAUACGUAGGUAAGAAGCGAAGCGGAAAAUCCAAGCAUACCGACUUGAUUUGACAAAGCAUAACUCAAUAUUUAUAGUCAGAUAGAAAAAUCAGAUAUGUGAUGAAUUGAACAAGCGAUACAUACAUAUACAAUCAUAUAAAAAUGGUCAAAGUUAGAAUGGGAUAGAUGACAAAAUCAAGUAUAAAUGCUGACUCAAAAAGUAUAAAUCAAUUAAUCUGCUCAAAAGCCGAAAUAAUCCAUGUAGGUGUGACAGCACUAGAAGUUGUAGUCUUUUAAUAUUAGUUGAUACUUCUCACUGAUGUCUCACGAAUAUAAAAUCAGUGCAUGCUGAACACCAUCUACUCUCUAGUGUAUAUUAAAAAGAAUUUAUGUUGAAUCCAUUGUAAAUUUCAUCAAUAUACUAAUUGCGUCUAUUUGGUUUUCUUUUUUUUUUAACCAAAACAAAAAUCAAUGAAUUCCAGAGCAUCUGUGGAAUCUUUAACAAAUGAACUUCAAGAACUUAUGAAUAAAAUGAUUGAAGAAUUUUAUGAACCUGAAAAAAAUGGUUUCCUUCCUCGUGUGGAUUAAAUUGACGUUGUUAUUUACUUAUUUGUUUUGGUUGUUUAUUAGUUUAAAGGAAAGAAAAUCAUGCUUUGUUUUUUUUGUUGUUGUUCUAUGUACUUUUAUUUGUUCACUCUUUGUUACUGACCUUUUUAUCUAUUUUGUUUAUUUAUUUAUUAGUUCACUAAUUUAAUAAAUUUUGAAUGAUAUUUUCUGUUAAUUUGUAGCUUUGAUUUUCAAUUUCAUUUUGAUGAACAGAAAAAUAAAGUGUUUUAAUUAUUUGUUAUUGUGGUUUAAUGUUAAUUAUUUCUGUUAUAUAUGACUGAAUCUACUGGUAUCUGUUGUUAUCUCAGUUGUUAACACAAAUAAUUGGAUAACUUUGCCUAUCUAAUAAUGUCAAGAUUCUAAUUGGAAUGGUAAAUAAUGGGAUUGGGAAUGUGCGAAAUUUCUGAUCUACUGGUGAGGAAUGUAUAUGUAUCGUAAUUAUCUUUGAUAUUCUCAAUCUAUUCCAUACUCAAUCUUUCUUAAUUCAAACAUAAUUUAUAUACAUUCGAUUUUCAGUAACACCUGUUACUGACAAAUAUUUAUUGAUAGUAUAUCUAUUUCACUGAUGAUUUAUAUAU